AUGGCGCCCGAAGACAGCGAACACACGGCCUUCCUCACCGACCAAGGGGUGUACUACUAUAAGGUCAUGCCGUUCGGGUUGAAGAACGCCGGGGCCACGUACCAGAGGACGGUGAACAAAAUGUUCGCCCAUCAGAUCGGUAGGAACAUGGAAGUAUACAUGGACGACAUGAUCGUGAAAAGCCAAAAGACCGAAGCCCAUAUUGCCGACCUGGCCGAGGCGUUCGACACGCUACGCAAGUUCGGCAUGUGGCUCAACCCCACAAAAUGCGCCUUCGGUGUCACCUCCGGGAAAUUCCUCGGGUUCAUUAUACAUGAAAGGGGAAUUGACGCCAACCCGGAGAAAGUCCAAGCGAUCAUCAACAUGCAGUCACCCCGGACGGUCAAAGACCUGCAGCGGCUGAACGGAAGGAUUGUUGCCAUGUCCCGUUUCCUUGCCCGGUUGGGGGAUCGCUGCCUCCCUUUCUUCAGGGCGCUCAAGGACCCAAAAAACUUCCGGUGGACGACGGAGUGCGAAGAAGCCUUCAAACAGGUAAAGCAGCGCCUAGCGAACCUCCCCCGGCUCGCCUCUGUUUCUCUCGGCGAAAAGCUGGGCCUCUAUCUAGCGGCCUCCCCCCAUGCAGUCAGUUCCGUCCUGAUUAAAGAGAGCUCGGGCGAACAGCUUCCGAUCUACUACGUUAGCCACAUCCUAAGCAGACCCGAGGGGCGCUACCCGCCGAUAGAGAAACUCGCGCUCGCUCUGGUGCUGUCGACUCGGAAGUUGCACCCCUACUUCCAGGCUCACCCAGUUGAAGUCAUCACCGACCAACCCAUUCGGCAGGUUCUAUCUAAGUUCGAUGUUGCAGGUCGGCUCCUCAAGUGGGCAGUAGAGCUAGGCGAGCAUGAUAUAAGGUACGUGCCCAGGACUGCCAUUAAAGCCCAGGCGGUGGCCGACUUCAUCGUGGAGCUAACCCAGGCGACAAGCGAGGAUCUAGAGCAGCCUCCUGAGGCUUGGCUCCUACAUGUGGACGGUUCGUCCAGCUCAAAGGGCGCCGGCGCGGGACUGGUUCUGCUCGCCCCCGACGGCCGCUCGUUCGAACGCUCCCUCCGCUUCGGGUUCAAGGCCACUAACAAUGAAGCGGAAUACGAAGCGCUCCUAGCAGGACUCAGGCUGGCUCUCGAGAUGCAGGUGGCCGCUGUACACGUCCUCACUGACUCACAGCUGGUGGCCGAGCAGCUCAGCGGCGCGUAUGAGGCUCGGGACCCAACCAUGGCGAAAUACCUGGCGCAGGUAAGGGACCUGACUGCUAAGUUCCCUUAUUUCACACUAUCCAAUGUCCCGAGGGAGGAGAACGGGCGGGCUGACGCAUUAGCUAAGCUGGCGUCGAAACCGACCAGCGAAACAUGCCCAAAGAUCGAGGAACUUCCUGCCCGCGCCAUCGAAGUAGCAGUUACGGCCCUCGGCAAUGCCCCGAUCACGUGGGUACAGGAGCUGCUGCGCUUCAAGCGGGACGGGACCCUUCCCCACGACGAAGUAGCGGCUCGGCGACUGCGCCGUACACACGCGUGGUACGCCGAAGAAGGUGGCCGGCUCUAUAGGCGAUCCUUCACCUAUCCCCUCUUACGAUGCCUAGAGCCGGAUGAGGCCCGGACGGUCCUCGCCGAAGUCCACGAGGGGGUCUGCGGAGAGCACAGCGGAGGGCGAACCUUGGCGCACAAAUUGCUUCGCCAGGGGUACUACUGGCCGAGCAUGUGCCGGGACGCAAAAGCCUACGCGCAGCGUUGCGGCGCAUGUCAAGAACACGCCCGCACACCCCGACAGCCCGCGGUCCCUCUCAACCCCGUCACGUGCGCGUGGCCGUUCGCGCAGUGGGGGUUAGACCUCCUCGGCCCUUUCCCGCCGGCUUCGGGGCAGCGGAAAUAUAUCAUCGUGGGAGUAGAUUACUUCACAAAAGUGGGUCGAGGCCGAGCCAUUGGCGACAGUCACGGAGCACCAAAUGGAGAAGUUCGUAGAAGGUUCAGGAAGUUCUGCGCAAGUCAUGGCAUCCAGCUAAGGUUCAGCUCGGUAGCACACCCUCAGACAAACGGACUAGCAGAGGUGACCAAUCGAUCCAUCUUUGACGGACUCAAAAGAAGGGUGUCCGCGGCCUGGUCCUCCUGGACCGAUGAACUCCCUAGCGUCCUAUGGUCACUACGCACCACGCCCAAGACCGCAACUGGGGAAUCCCCGUACAGCCUGACGUUCGGAACCGAGGCUGUCCUUCCACCCGAGAUGACCAUCUCCACCCUCCGAACGAGGAACUUCGUCGAGGAAGUUUCGAACGAAGGACUUCGCGCCAGCCUCGACAUGCUCGAGGAACGACGUGCGGACGCACACCUGAAGGCCCUCUCUUACCAGAGAGCCGUCGCAAGGGUCUACAACAGGAAGGUACGACCUCGACUGAUAAAGUUAGACGACCUGGUCCUCCGAAGGACCAAGGUCAGCAACCCAACCCGAGCCAGGGGGAAGCUAGCCCCCAAAUGGGAAAGACCUUAUCGGGUCGUAGAGGUAGUCUGGCCGGGUACUUACCGACUCACAUCGAUGGACGGUUCUCCCGUACCGAGAACCUGGAACAUCGGGAACCUCAAGAAGUUUUUCGUCUGA
Messenger RNA from Musa acuminata AAA Group (dessert banana), 2622 nucleotides. RefSeq lists its product as uncharacterized. NCBI's taxonomy places the organism in Eukaryota, Viridiplantae, Streptophyta, Magnoliopsida, Zingiberales, Musaceae. Gene Ontology annotation, molecular function: nucleic acid binding; RNA-DNA hybrid ribonuclease activity. Bases 1 to 2622 code for a protein of 873 amino acids. The transcript is spliced from 2 exons. Gene Ontology annotation, biological process: DNA integration. The record is from RefSeq and is a predicted model, not a curated record.